AUGGCCAUAACUGCUUUAUAUAAAAGUAAUAUUGCGUUAGAAUUUUAUCCUAAAAAAAAUGGAACAUUACCAAGAAAUUUACGUUUAGUUAAAAAUCCUAAUUCAAAAUUAAAAAUGAGUAAAUUUAUUACUAAAAGUAUAGCAAAUAUUUGGGAUAAAGAAAAUUUAACAGUUUUUAUAUACAAUAUUCAAGAGCCAGCAGAAUUUAUAACUAUUGCUGAUCAAUAUAAUGAACCAUAUGAAAUAAAAAUAGAUAUAACAGAUGUUCAGGAAAAAAAUGAAAUUUUAUUAUCCAUGAAUAAUGAUAAUUUGACAUUAAUUGAUAAUGAAUACAUAAAAGUUGCAUGUAUCAGAAAGAUUAAUUAUAAUUUAAAUGAAGUAUUUACUUGGAAAUAUGAAAAUAAUUCUGAUUACGGAAUUACUUUAAAAAAUAAUAAUGAUAAAAAUGAAAAUGGACUUAUAUAUUUAGAUUAUUUUAUUGAUGAUAGAAUUGCAUGUGGUAAAUACAAGUGUAUGAUGGGAGAUAAUUAUUCAAUUUCUAUAAGUGUUACUUCACGUUAUCCAAAUGCAUUUUGUUUGUCUAAAAAAGUUUAUAGAAAUAUUGAAGAAUCUUUUAAUAUUUCCAAACAUAUUGGAAUUAUUCUUGCAUUUUUAUGUGCAUAUGCAAUUGUAGUAAUUGUAUCAAGAAAUAUAUUUAUUCAAUAA
This is a messenger RNA of Strongyloides ratti, 705 nucleotides long. RefSeq lists its product as hypothetical. The transcript has a single exon. NCBI's taxonomy places the organism in Eukaryota, Metazoa, Nematoda, Chromadorea, Rhabditida, Strongyloididae. The coding region runs from base 1 to 705 and encodes 234 amino acids. The record is from RefSeq and is a predicted model, not a curated record.